Messenger RNA from Episyrphus balteatus (marmalade hoverfly), 4087 nucleotides. RefSeq names its product sodium/hydrogen exchanger 7 (gene Nhe3). Lineage: Eukaryota; Metazoa; Arthropoda; Insecta; Diptera; Syrphidae. Gene Ontology annotation, biological process: proton transmembrane transport; regulation of pH; sodium ion transport. Gene Ontology annotation, molecular function: sodium:proton antiporter activity. The transcript is spliced from 15 exons. Gene Ontology annotation, cellular component: membrane; recycling endosome. Bases 318 to 2444 code for a protein of 708 amino acids. The record is from RefSeq and is a predicted model, not a curated record.
AACUACAACAACAAAAUCUUCGUCGUCGUCGUCGUCUUGGUCAUCCUUUUUUUUCACUCUAGUCUCUUGUUUGCCUCGUUGUGUGUCUCUCCUCUCUGACGAACGAUUCACUGACAUCGGCUUCCGGAUAAAUCGAUUGAAAAUUACUUGUUUUUUUUUUGUCGUUUGUUCUUGCUUAAAAAAGGAGGAGGAAGAAAACUCACAUCAUCGUCGUGUUGUGAAAAAUCGGUUUGGUUUUUCUUUUUUUCUUCCUUUGUGUUGUUUCUAAAAUAACAGCAGCUUCACUUUUGUAGUUAGUCAGUCAAAGUGGUCAAAUAAUGUCAUCUUCAUUACAACGUCGUUAUGGUAUUUCAAUAGUAUUUAGUAUAUUAUUAGCUUUAAUAAGCAUAUCGGCCAAGUGCAAUGCCACGGCCACUGAUAUCGCGCUCGACGCCAAGGCUACACUCACCCACAGAAUCGACAGCUUGAAUCUGUUGGUUUAUACGUUCCUGCUGACACUCACAGUUCUAACAAUAUGGCUGUUUAAGCAUCACAGAGUUUCAUGGCUGCAUGAGACUGGAUUGGCUGUUAUCUAUGGUCUUAUCGUUGGAGCUGUUAUACGUUAUGCUGGCUCAUCAACUCCGCUUGUUCAUCUUGCUGUCGAGCCAGAGGGUAUUCCAAAAUUCAACCAAUCCUUACCCCCAGACACAUUAUGGUUGCAGUUCCCUGGCAAAUUGUCACAAAAUACCACCGACAAGGACCCCAUCCAAAACAAAACAUAUGCAUAUGUGUUUCGAAGUCAAGUCUAUCAAGUUGAAGAAAACGAAAUCGAUCUAAAGGCAACAUUUGAUCCAGAAAUAUUCUUCAACAUCAUUCUGCCGCCCAUUAUCUUUCAUGCUGGUUAUAGUCUCAAAAAGAAAUACUUCUUUCGUAAUUUGGGAGCUAUAUUAACAUAUGCGAUAUUGGGGACAGCAUUAUCAGCGUUCUUAAUCGGCGCUAUUAUGUACGGCUGUGUGAAGCUGAUGCCGGAAUAUCUGAGCAGCAGUUUUACAUUCCUGGACACGCUGUAUUUUGGAGCGCUGAUAUCACCAACCGAUCCACUAACAAUUUUAGCCAUCUUCCAUGAUUUGCAUGUCGAUGUGAAUUUAUAUGCUUUGGUAUUUGGAGAAUCGGUAUUAAAUGAUGCUGUAGCCAUUGUAUUGAGUGGGGCAAUUCAAAACUAUGGCGAACAUUAUUCAAAAACUGGAGAAUUCGAGACAAAUGCCUUCUUUAUGGCCUUGAGUGACUUCUUUUGUAUAUUCAUGUUGUCACUAUUGAUUGGAGCUACAAUGGGAUGUUUCACGGCAUUGUUGACUAAGUUUACCAGAGUACGAGAUUUCCCUCUACUCGAAGCAGCAUUGUUUGUCCUUAUGUCGUACAGCACGUUCCUAAUUGCAGAAGCUUCCGAGCUAACAGGUGUUGUGGCGGUAUUGUUUUGUGGAAUUUGUCAAGCCCAUUACACCUACAACAAUCUCUCGGAAGAUUCUCGAGUGCGAACGAAGGAGAUAUUCGAGUUGUUAAACUUUUUAGCUGAGAACUUUAUCUUUUCGUACAUUGGAGUUUCGAUGUUUACAUUUCCAAAACAUCACUUUGAUCCGGUGUUUAUUAUAACUGGAUUUGUUUGUGCGGCUAUUGGACGUGCAGUUAAUAUCUAUCCUCUUUCAUGGUUGUUAAAUUUAAAUCGAAGACCUAAGAUCUCAUCGAACUUCCAACAUAUGUUGUUCUUUGCUGGUCUUCGUGGAGCAAUGUCAUUUGCAUUGGCAAUUCGAAAUACUGUUUCAGAAGCACGUCAAACAAUGUUAACAGCAACAUCACUUAUUGUUAUAUUUACAGUGAUAAUUCAAGGUGGAGCAUCGAAUUUCUUACUCAAUUGGCUCAAAAUACCAAUUGGAGUUGAUGAGGAGACUGAACAAUUGAACAACUAUCAAGUUCGUAGUGUUUACAACUCAAUGGAAAAUACAGCAGCAGCGUCAAUCGACACAGGACUUAAUUUAGGACAAUUGCCAAUGUCCAGAAGACAAAGUUCUCUGUCUGAUGGUUAUUUGCAGGAUGUGGAUGCCGACCUAGAGGGCGGUGCAACAACACCUGGUGGCAGCAGAAAAACUAAUGAGAAGGCUAUAUUGGCGCGUAUAUGGGGCAAUUUUGAUACAAAAUACAUGAAGCCCCUCCUAACGCACUCGCGUCCAACUUUGCUAGAGACCCUACCAGUCUGCUGCAAUCCUGUGGCCCGCCUUUUGACAACCACAGAACAACUUACACAGGAUGGCGGUACACGAAGAUCUGACUCAGAUUCCGACAUUUGUAUAGACGAUGAUGAUUUCACUCGAAACGGAUCGAGUAAUGGCGGCGGACCAGGCGGUGCCAAUGGUCCGCGCAGAAAUUCGAUCAAUCGUAGUCACAAACAAACGGAAAAUAAUCGACAUUGAUUUUUAUUUUUUUUAUAAGAAUAUAACUUUUUGAGUGAAAAUAGUUAAUAUAUAUUAUUAUUUUUUUUUUUUUUUUAUUAUUUUUAAUUUUACUUGAAUUAUAUUUUUGUUAAUUUUACUUAAGUUUUUUUUUAACUUUAUUUUAUAUUUUUAAAUAUUCACUUGUUAUAUCCAUUGAGUGGGCAGCUUGUUUGUUUUUUUCCUAUAUUCUUAGAUUGACCUAGCUUAUUCGAAUAAAAAUAAAAUAUAUACAUAUAUUAGUCCCACUUUAUUAGCACCUUCAAUAUAUUUUAGAAUUAAUAUUUUACUAUUUUUUUUGUGAUUUUAAUUAUAAAUUAUUUAAUAAAGAAAAAUUAAUACAUGUACAAAAUAUAUAAAAAGAGUAUUUUUCUUUUUUGAUCAUUGAUUGAGGGUAUCCACACUUUUUGGGCCCCUUAUUUUGGAGUUCGUUUUAAUUCGUAUUGAUUCGAGUAAAAGCUCUACCAAUUUAACAAAGAUGUCAUUUUGGCGGACCGUUAAAAUAUUUGAACAUAUUUGAAUAUCAUUUUUGGUUCAGAAAAGAAUAGAACAUUUUGUCAGAUAAGGUUUCUAAAAUCUAAGAUCUCAAAGGAAUUUUCUCCAUAAAACAAACUGAGAACUUUGAGUAUACUGAGAUUUAUGAAAACUCGAAUGGUUGGGGUCAAAAAUUUUCGAAGUUCAGUUUCGAAAAUUCUAAAAUUCUGUACUUCAAAACUCUGUAAAUUUUUAAAUUCAGUUUUAUUCAAAAUUCUGUAAACCGAAUUGAUCGAUUUGAAAAAUUGAUCCGAAAUGCGAUUUCUUACUUGAGUCAAGUGAAAUUUUGGGUGUGCAAGUCAAAAAAUUAAAAUGGAUUUUGAUUGUGAGCACGGUUUUGAAAUCAUGUGCAUUCAUUUCGCAAUGAGUCCUUUUCUUAAUGCAAACUCCCGGGGAAAUGUUUUAGGGAAAAGCCCACUAAUUGAAAAACUGUCGAAAUUUUGAUAUUUUUUUUAGAAAAAAAAAGGACAGUCGUCCGCAAGUUAUUUUUCAAUUAGAACCUUCUCUACCAGAAGUUUUCAUCGAGAAUAUGACUGAAUAAGACUUCAACUUAACUUUAAUUAAUUUAAUUUAAAAAAAUUUUUUAUUAAUCGGAAUGAAUUUCGUUCAAAAUUUUAAUACCACAUUUUUUUUAAGCUAGUAGGUAGUAUCUUAAGCUUGUAUCUCUUUUAAAAAAAAUUCUUAGCUUGUCAAUUUUAUUGAUAGUUUUGAUUGUUUGAAAUUUUGUUCGUCCUUUUUUUAAUAAAAUUAGAUUAAUUUAGAUCGGACAUGCCAAAUUUUUAGUAUUUUCGCUUUUUUAUUAUUAUUUUUUUUUUCGUUUUAUGUUUUAUUUCUAUUAUCUAUUAAAUUAAUUUAUUUUUUGUUGUUAAAAAACAUAUUCUUACACGUCUCACCAAUUUAAAUCUAAAAACAUUCAUCUCAAAACUUACAAAAAAUGACAAAAUUUGACAAAAUACAAGAAACAAAAAUUGACGGAAAUUACAAAAACACCCAACACAUCUACUCGUAAACAUAACAUACAAACCCACUAUUAUGCUAUCGCAUCAUAUUUUCAAACAAAAAAAUUAAAAUUCAAUUAAAUAUUAAAAAAA